AAUAAAUCCUGAAAAGGAUAGUCAAAUAUCAAGAUAAUAAUAAUCGUUAUUUUUUUUUGUGGUAGGACGAGAAUCAAUUUUUUGCACGUCCUGAAAUUCAAAAUAAUUCUGUUUAUGAAACGUUGAUGAAAACGUCUGAUGGUAAAAGUGUUUUUAAAUUUUACAUUCGUAAUGGGUCUCUUGAUAAAAAUACAAGGAAUCUAAUGGUUCGACUUAUCAUUGAUAAUGAAAAAAAUCGUCAGUUUGAUCCAAUUUAUCAACAAGGACAACCAAGGCGUCUAAAAUCAUUUAGUAUUUCAAAAGAACAAUUCAAUACGUGGUCAGAUGAAGCAGUUAUUCUUUUCCCUGGCACAUCAAAGACAGCAUUAUAUACUCCAUAUCGCUCUCAUAGAGUACAAGAAUCAAUGCCAGAUGGACAAAUAGUUAAACGAGUCCAAAAAAUAAAAGCUAGUGGAUCUUUCGUUAAUCAUCUUUCAUAUACUCAAGGACAAUUAAAAGAGAAGCAUUUAACAACAGAUCCUUGGCAGCACAUUGAAGCUCCUGUUGUGAGAGAUGCUAAUGAAGAAGAACAAACAGCUGUAGACUGGUUGUCUCAUCAUUUGGAUCCAGAUGAUCAAGUGAAAAUAAAGUGGGAUCAAUCUUUUGGAAUUAGACAGCAAAAACUGAAAAGUGGUAAUUAUCAAUUGCACGAGUAUUACAAAGAUUUUCCUUGCUUGGAAGUAGCAAUUGGUGCAGAAUUACUGUCAUCAGAUUUUAACAAAAUUUACCCUGAUGCUGCUGAUAAAUUAUUUGAUAGAUGGGAAAUCGUACGUCCUGUUUUAAUAAAUUAUUUAAAUAGUUGUAAAGAUAUUACUCAAGCUGACAGCGGUCUGGUACACGCAUUGCCAACACUACCCCAUCACAACCAAGACGCUAUAAUUUUUUACUUACUACCAUAUAUCAUUCAAGCACCAUCAUUGAGACUUAAAAAAGGUGAAAAAAACAAUAAACUUUCUAUAGUUGAACGACGAGCUUUUUUUAUGAUUCACGUAGAAACUGCUGCAGAUAUUCAGCCAGCUAUUAAUCGUCAAAGAAACAUACUUUCAAAUCAUAAUUUAACUUUUCAACCCAUCCCAGUGUUAGUAGGGCCAAUAAAUGAUAUUCAAUCGGUUUAUGUAUAUGUUAACGAGACAGUUAAUUCAAGUAUUUACGUCGUCAAUUCUGUUCUUCAUGCAAUUGAUUUAACAUUCAAGUUAUUUUUCUCGUUGCAAUGCAAAUUUCCGGAAAAAGCUGAUCAUUUAUGGAAUUUUAUUCAAAAGGGGCUUUAUGAAAUAAUUUUACCAAUAGGAAGUAAAUGUAGUAGACAAACAUUAGAGUUGCUUGGCCAAGUUGAACAUGCAAUAACACUUUCAAAUGAAAACCAUCAACCCAAUUAAUACUAUAACUAGACUGAUACGUAAUUUAUUAUUAUUAUUUUUUUUUGAGUAUUGUGUUAACUGUUAAAUUUAUUUGUUUGUUAUUUGAUUUCCUUGGAAAUCUUAAGAAUAAUUUAAUCUCAAGUUUAAAGUAAAUGAUAAAUAAUUUUUUUUUAAUUAUAGUCGUGAAACAUAAUUUAUUUUAUUUUUUUUUGAUGAAAAAUUUUUUUCGACAUGAAAAGCAUUAACAAACGUAUUUGUUAUACAAUUUUUUUCAAAAUAUAAUUUCGGAGAAAACUAUAUUUGUUAUCAAGAAAUAUUAGUUUUAAAUUCAAUUAGUAUUUAGGUGAUAUUAGUAUUAUUAUCAUUCGUAUCGUAGUUAUUAAAAUUGUUAUCAUUAUGUACACUUGUACAUUGUGUAACGAGUCAUUAAGUGAGUCGAAAACAUUUCUUACUCAUUUAAAGAAUUGUCAUUCAAAUAAAAAUACAUUCCCAUGUGGGUUUGAGCUGUGUAACAGAGUAUUUAACUCAUUUAAUACAAUAAAAUCUCAUAUUUAUAGGACACACAAAAAGCGUAAUAUUAGCACAGUUCAACAGAUAAAUAAAAAAUUAAAAAUUGAUGAUAUUGAUGCUGUAGUAGCUGAUAGUAUGACAGCUGAUAAUAGGAACAAUACUCUGGAUAUUAUUGAUGCACCAUGUCAUAUUGAAAGCCAUGAACAAAUACCAACAACAAAUAAUAAUGAAUCAUUAAUUUUAGCAGCGAGAUUAUAUAGUUAUGUAGAUAUGCCGAGAAAUAAAACAAGUGAAAUAAUUAAUUUCACAUCUGAUUAUGCCCAAACGUCUUUGCAAAAAAUAAAAAAAAAUAUUAUUGAUAAAUUAAGUAUUGACAGUGAAAAGUCAGCUAUUUCUAAAAUAUUUGAAAAUUGUACUAAUGAAUUUAAUGAGUUUAAAACAGAGCAUAAGGCUUUUAAACGUUUUAAAGAGCUGGGGACUUAUAUACCACCAGUUUCAUAUUUAAUAGGUAAUAGACAAGAAUACUAUCAAAAACAAAGUAAUCAAAUUUUAAAAAUGAUUCAAGUUACAGUUGAAUUUAUUCCUCUCAGAGAUGUUUUUAAAAAAUUUUUCGAGCUACCACACGUAUAUAAUGAUAUGAUUAAUUACAUUCAAGUUUUAAAAGAUAGCCCGACAAUUAAUAGUAAUUUUAUACAAGGUAAUUUAUGGCAAAAAAUAGUUUCUCAUGAUGAAAAUAAACUUAUACUUCCCCUUUUUUUUUAUUACGAUGAUUACGAAAAUGAUAACCCUUUAGGUAGUCAUCGUGGUGUAUCUAAGUGUGGGGCUAUUUACGUAUCAUUACCAUGUUUGCCUCCACGAUACCAAGCAAAACUUGAAAACAUAUUUUUAUUUGUACUUUUUAAUACUGUUGACCGGAAAUAUUUUGAAAAUGAAAUUAUUUUUUCGAGGAUAAAAGAUGAACUUGAAUUUCUUGGAAGCACAGGUAUUACAAUUAAUCACACGUCUGGACCUAUCACUAUAUUUUUUAAAUUAUCAUUAAUUCUUGGAGAUAAUUUAGGCAUGCAUUAUAUGCUUGGUUUUACCGAAAGUUUUAGUCAACAUAAAUUUUGUCGUUUUUGUCAGAUUAAUAAAAAACAAAUAAAUUCAGUUUUUUCAGAAAAAAAAUGUAUUUUAAGAACAAAAAAUAGUUAUGAAUUAGAUAUUAAAAAAAAAAAACCUAAGUUAACAGGGAUUCAAAAAAAAAGUAUUUUAUUCGGGGUUCAUGGUUUCCAUCCAAUAACAAAUGCCUCCGUUGAUUAUGCACACGAUUUGUUAGAAGGUGUAUGUCGAUAUGACAUGGCAUUAAUUUUAAAUCAUUAUAUCAUUGUAGAAAAAUUAUUUACACUAGAUGAACUUAAUAGUCGAAUUAAAGGCUUCUAUUACGGACUUAUAAAAAAUAAACCAUCCGAAAUAUUGUUAAAACAAAUAACAAAAAAAAAAUCAAUUAUUAUGUCUGCUUCAGAAAUGUUGACUUUGAUUCGACAUUUUAGUUUAAUUAUUGGCCAUUAUAUAAACAAAAAUGAUAAACUUUGGGAAAUAUUUUUACUGUUAAAAGAUAUAAUUGAUAUUUGUACAAGCUAUUAUCUUGAUUGUGACACACAUUUAACAUUAAGUGAAAUAAUAACCGACUAUUUAACGCUUCGUAAUAAUUUUUUUCCUAAUAGUAUGAAACCAAAACAUCACUUCUUAUUGCAUUAUCCCAGAGUAUUGUUUCUAACUGGAUCUUUAUCUAGAAUAUCUACGAUUAGAUUUGAGGCAAAACAUCGUGAUGGUAAAAGAACCUCAGCUGUCGCUAUCAGUAGGUUAAAUGUAUGUAAGACGAUUGCAAUAAAGCAUCAACUUCAAUUAAACUAUAGAUUUUUAAUGAAUGAAUCUUGUAAAAUGUUAAUUUAUAAUAAAAAUUUAGUUAGGACAUUUCUCAUUGAUGAAAUUAGUAGUUGCUUGAAAAUUCAAGAAUAUUUGUAUCCAUUAAGUGAUCCAAUCACUAAAUUGAUAUCAAAAGUUAAAGAGUUAACUUGGGAUGGUAUGCUAAUAAAAGACCAAUGUGUUGUUGUGACUGCAUCAGAAGAAGGACCAGUAUUCUUUGAAGUCAAUCAUAUUAUUCUUGGAGAGAAUAAUAAUUUUAUAUUAAUCGUUAAAUUGUUACCCGAUGUUUUUUAUGAUUUACAUACCCAAGCGUAUAAAUUAUUAACUUAUCGUUAUCAAUGGAAAAUUCUAACGCAAAAUGAUUUAUAUAGUUGUAAUAUUAGCUACAUUGUACGUGCAUUUGGAGGGCAUAGAUUUAUAAUGAAAAACUGGUGGUAAAAACGUAAUUUAAAUAGAAGUAAGUUAAAAUAAGAUUCUA
Molecule: messenger RNA, 4290 nt
Organism: Aphidius gifuensis
Lineage: Eukaryota; Metazoa; Arthropoda; Insecta; Hymenoptera; Braconidae
Exons: 4
Coding region: 1794-4250 (818 amino acids)
Source: RefSeq, a predicted model, not a curated record